AUGGUUCGCAUCACUUCCGUCUUCGCUGGGCUGUCGCUCGUAGCUGGUUCUAUCGCCGCGCCCUCUCCCGAAGGCCUUUUCUCCAAGCUUGCCAAGCGAGGCGGUACCCCCAACAGCUCCGGUACUCACGAUGGUUUCUACUACUCUUGGUGGUCUGAUGGCGGUGCUGAGGCUACCUACGAGAACGGCCCUGGCGGCUCUUACACCAUGUCUUGGCAGACUGGUGGCAAUGUCGUCGGUGGAAAGGGUUGGAGCCCUGGAAAGGCUCGAACCAUCUCUUACGGGGGAGAGUACAAGCCCAACGGCAACAGCUACCUCUCCGUCUACGGAUGGACCAAAAACCCUCUGAUCGAGUACUACAUUGUUGAGCAAUUCGGUGAUUACGAUCCCUCCACCGGAGCUCAGAAGAAGGGAACUGUCGAGGUCGAUGGCAGCACCUACGACAUCUUCACCCAGACCCGUACCAACGCUCCCUCCAUCGACGGUACACAGACUUUUGAGCAGUACUGGUCCGUUCGCAAGGACCACCGAUCCACUGGUAGCAUCGAUGUUGGUGCUCACUUCGACGCCUGGGAGAAGAACGGCAUGAAGCUCGGUACCCACGACUACCAGAUUCUCGCUACUGAGGGUUACUUCAGCAGUGGAUCUUCCCACAUGACUGUCUCUGAGGGCGGUGCUUCUUCCGGUGGUGGUGCCUCCACUGGUGGUGACAGCUCUGCUCAGCCUGACACUGGUGCUGGUAACGGUAACGCUACUCAGCCCGAUGCUGGUAACGGUGGUGACGCUGGUGCUGGUACUGGUGCUGGAAACGGUCAGGGUGAUGCCGGCAAUGGCCAGCAGCAGCCCGGUGCCGGUCAGGGACAGGACCAAGGACAGGGUCAGGGACAGGACCAGGGUAACGGUCAACAGCAGCCUAGCUUUGGAAACGGCCAGCAGCAGGGCGGUAACCCCUUCCAGCAGGGAGGUGCCCAGCCCCAGCAGGAGCAGGCCGCUGGCGAAUCUUGCCAGAGCAACUAA
Messenger RNA from Fusarium venenatum, 1017 nucleotides. RefSeq names its product xylanase. Gene Ontology annotation, biological process: xylan catabolic process. Gene Ontology annotation, molecular function: hydrolase activity, hydrolyzing O-glycosyl compounds. The record is from RefSeq and is a predicted model, not a curated record. NCBI's taxonomy places the organism in Eukaryota, Fungi, Ascomycota, Sordariomycetes, Hypocreales, Nectriaceae.